GCUGUCUGCGAGGCGUAAACAUACGCUGAAGAGCUGUAUGCUGACGGUGGCCGGUACUUUACUGGAGGCCGAAGCAUCAACCAAGGCUGAUGAAAGGGAGAAGUUUCUAGCUGGAAAAUGUCCUCCUCUGGACCUGCCCUACGCCAGGGAUGAGCUGCUGGAACUUUGCAAAACACUUCACGAGCAAAUUGACGCCAGUGAGGAGGAGAGAUACUGCAUUGAGUUCAAGCUGAAGAUGGUCCUCGAUGAGGUCAAAGACCUCAACAUCAAGAUCGUGGAUCUGAGAGGAAAGUUCAAGAGACCUCGGCUGAAGAAGGUCCGUAUGUCUGCUGACGCCAUGCUGAAGGCUCUGCUGGGCUCCAAACACACAGUCAACAUGGACCUGAGGGCCAACUUGAAACAGGUCAAGAAGGAGGUGAAAGAGGAGGACAAGCAGCUGCGUGAUGUGGGCGACUGGCGUAAGAACAUCGAAGACAAGUCUGACAGGAAGAAGAUGUUUGACAGUUAAUUUCCACCGGUUGCCAUUUGAUUUUCAGGACAGAAUUCAGGUCUCACGUCUUUGUAACUGAAGAGUUUUAUCUCAUAAUGCUUCAUAUCCAAAACUGGCCUGAUGGCUGUAGUGGCUCGACUGAUUGGACAGUGGUGGUUGUACCAGAGAAAGUGAUAUAUAACGCUAACUUUAAUCACAAAUGAAUGAAGUGGGAUAAGGCAGAUUAUGGAAGUUGGAUUACUAUUUAUUUUUAAUCCUCUGGAUUUUGAAUUUGUCACUUUGGAAUAAAACUCUUCAGAUGUAUUUAAAUGAAGCUUCCCUUCUGCAUUAGCCUUUUGUCUUUGUUCUGUGAUGUAUUUCUGUUGUACCUUAAAAAAACAGGACAUGAGAAGUGAAUCCAGAUCACAUUUCUGCAUCACAAUAUUUCAGUAUUUACAAACUACCUACUCAAACCUGACACGUUCAAAUUUUCUCCAAGUUUGUGUUUUUUGUGUUUAAGGUUAAUCCAUUAUUAUUUUGUUUUGGCCCACAUAUUCCCUUGUUAUUUCCAUUAGUGCGUGGUCUAAGCUGCAUAAGAGUGAUGGAGACAUUCGAUAAUGUGUCCUUCAGAAUGUCUUUACUACAGAAAGAUAAAAAAACAUAUUAAUAUUAUGUUAAAAUCUUAAAAUUUGGUUAUUAAAGUUAUCUGCUAACAGUCACAUCUCCUGUUUCCAAAAGUCAUUUCUUGUCAUCUUUUCUAAAAAAGUGUUCACAGCCCAAUGUGAUACUGUUUUUGUCUUGAUUCUUUCACAUUAAAGUACGUAGCCUUCGUGUU
Molecule: messenger RNA, 1304 nt
Organism: Cynoglossus semilaevis (tongue sole)
Lineage: Eukaryota; Metazoa; Chordata; Actinopteri; Pleuronectiformes; Cynoglossidae
Product: troponin I, fast skeletal muscle-like
Exons: 5
Coding region: 38-508 (156 amino acids)
Biological process (GO): cardiac muscle contraction; skeletal muscle contraction
Cellular component (GO): troponin complex
Source: RefSeq, a predicted model, not a curated record